AUGCGUUUGUCACUCCUCGCCAUUGUGAUGUCCAUGCUUUGCGACAUGCUGAGGAUCGAGCGCGGCGCCGCGCGCAGGUCGGCUGCUCACCAAGAGAAGUCAGGGGGUUGUCGGAAUUGUCGGGAGUGUUCCCCCGACAACGGCUGCAUACGCUGCAGCGAGCACCUCUUCCUCUUCCUGCAGCGGGACGGCAUAUCCCACCAUGGAACGUGUCUCCACGCCUGUCCCGCUGGACACUUUGGCCAAAGGGGGCGGGACAUCAACCGCUGCUUGAAGUGUCGCUCAGUGGACUGCGAGCUCUGCUUCAGCAGGGACUUCUGCAUCAAAUGUAAGCCGGGCUUCCAGCUCCACAAAGGCCGAUGUUUGAGCCACUGUCCUGAAGGAACCUUUGCACAAAACACUGACUGUCUGGGAGAGGAACACCACACUCAUAUUGAACCCUGGCCAACAAUAGAUGACUGCCUCCUGGAUCCGCUGGCCGAGUGGAGUGUGUGGAGUGUCUGCCUCCGAGACGGCGCUCCCUGUGGCUUCAUGUGGGGCCGACAGAGGAGGACGUGGGGCAUCACGAUGCCCGGACCCUCACUCUGCCCGUCGCAUAGCGAGACGCGGAGGUGCAGGAUGAAGAAGUGUUCUGCAGAUGGAGGACCGAUCCCGACCCUUUCAGCGGCAAAAAGUACAAGGAGGCCACAUGACUUGCUAGUUGCUGCACCGUUCUUUCAAAUGGCUGCUCUGAUCAGGGGGAUUCUCAGCACAAAAAAGGCCCUCCUGCCAUCGGCCGUAGAGAGAGAAAAAGGACAAAGGGCAGAGACUUUGGCAGAAAGAGGGCAAGAAAACGAGUGUGGAUGCUCGCCCACAGCGCCGGUAGCAACGCGUUGGACACCAAGACUGUCGGCACAGAUGCCUGACAGCGGCCACAACACACAUUCGUGUGUUAGCUUAGCACGGCUACAAGCCAAAGCAGCUGAGUGCACGUGACACUGAACCUUAGCACAACUUGACAUGUGCUGUAAAACGUGGAUAGAUGUCUGUAUGCGCUUCUGAUUUCUUCUGCUGGCUCUCAACAAAGUCGGUUGCAUCUUUCCCCUCUCGUCUCCCUGAUCUUCCCUGCUUUGCGUCUAUGUCUCGUGGUAGUCUCUCUCUGCACUGCUCUCCAAAUCGAAAUCAUGGAACUGAUCAACUGCUCUCUCCACGCAACUGACAACCGUUCAGGGGAACCCGUCUGCCCCGACGGAACGAUCACCACCGGGUACGUGAUGGACGGUUGGGGGAAGCGGAAGGUCACGUUCCUGGCGAUUCUUCUUUCCGUGGAGGACAUCAAAAACGUAUACCUGUUCGGAACCGUGAUAACAGGUCCGGUGCUGAAUUUGUAAGACGGACGCAGCAGCUAAACGCGCCCCAACAGCUGCCCGUCAUGAUUGAAACGGUGGGUAAAGGCGUUAGCACUCGGACUGUGACUGAAUCACAACAAGGAAAACAUCUUGGAGAAUUUCGGCCUCCCCCCUCGGCACUGGCCUAUUCAAGGUCGUGGCUUGAACAGCAAUUCCUGCAGCGGGACGCUCUGACCCUCCUCUUUCUUCUUUCACGGACAUCUGUUGUCCUCUCUGUUUCCAUCACGGUCGUCCCCACGGCAACUGCUGUGUGUGUGUGUGUGUGUGUGUGUGUGUGUGUGUGUGUGUGUGUGUGUGGUAUGUUUGAGGUACGUGUGUACGGUGUUUGGAGUACCGUUUUCCAGUAAGUAAUGACUAAAGUAUUUCAAAGUUUACAAGGUCACUACCAAGGAUUCUAGAGCCAAUCGGCCCCACGUGAAUGGAACAGAGUAUGGUCCGCUAUGGAGGAGAAAGUCCGCCAUGAUGGUGAGCAAGAGAGGUGGGCGGGGCUAGGAGGACAACAGUGAACAAUGUAUUCACGAGCUCUGAGCUGAGUAUUAAAUAAAGUUAUACGCUGUGCGUACACUUUGAUGAAAUGGAUGAAUGUUAUUUACUGAACAUAAUGAAUAUAUAUAUAUAUAUGUGUGUGUAAAAAUCCAUUAUACUGCAGAAAUAUGACCUACAUGCAGAUGUCAAUAAAAACCCGGGCAGCAGUAAGAAAGAAACUUUUUGCUUCUUUGACUUUUUCCUUCCUUAACAAUCAACAUGCAAAAUAAGAAUUGUACGCAAUAAAUAAACAUUUAUUUUCAAAAAUAAUAUUGUUCCUUCCUU
Messenger RNA from Dunckerocampus dactyliophorus (ringed pipefish), 2198 nucleotides. It is a transcript of the gene rspo4, whose product is annotated as R-spondin 4. Bases 1 to 975 code for a protein of 324 amino acids. The transcript has 6 exons. NCBI's taxonomy places the organism in Eukaryota, Metazoa, Chordata, Actinopteri, Syngnathiformes, Syngnathidae. The record is from RefSeq and is a predicted model, not a curated record.